Messenger RNA from Etheostoma cragini (Arkansas darter), 2547 nucleotides. It is a transcript of the gene igsf8, whose product is annotated as immunoglobulin superfamily, member 8. The coding region runs from base 249 to 2153 and encodes 634 amino acids. The record is from RefSeq and is a predicted model, not a curated record. Lineage: Eukaryota; Metazoa; Chordata; Actinopteri; Perciformes; Percidae. The transcript has 8 exons.
CACACACACACACACAAACACACAAACCACGCUCCCGUACACUAACCCCUCCGUGGCCGGGCUGUACUGAAUGCUUGUCGAGGCGGUCUAAUCUAAAAGCAAACCGGGAUACUAUGGAGCAGACGGUGUGUUGUCGGAGAUGCGAAAGUGCGUGAAUAAGUUGGCCUCCGCGGGGGAUGAAGUAUGUUAGGCGAUAAACGCUCAGAGCAACACGGAGAGAGACAUCUGAGUCAACGUAAUCCAUCUGGAUGAUGACGGCUUCGAUGAAAACACCAUUGCUCGUAUUUGUACACUGGGUGCUCCAGUACGCUGUGUGUCGCGACGUAUCUGUUCCUGUUGGGACCAUCUACCGCGUUGCAGGGUUCCCCCUCUCCCUGCCCUGCACUGUAUCAGGGUUCGAAGGCUCACGUACGCAGGACUUUGAGUGGUUCCUUUACAGGGAUGAUGCUGCUGGGAGACAGAUGGGAGUGGUGUCCACCAGGGACAAGGGCUUCCCUUACGCCCCUUUCCAGGCCCGGGUGAGGAGUGGGGAGGUGAGGGUGGAGAGGGACUCAGGGGACAAAGUCCGGCUAGUGAUCCAGAGGCUCCGGGCUGAAGACCAGGGGAAGUACGAGUGCUACACACCCAGCACAGACAGCACCUACCAAGGAAACUACAGCGCCACCGUGCCUGUCAAAGUGAUCCCCGACACACUCCAGAUUAGCUCUUCCCGUGUACUCGCCGGUCAGCCCGUGCCAGAGGGGGCCGAAUUAACGCUGACAUGCUCAGCCGGCAUCCAAUCGGAGCAGCUCACCCAUCUGUCCGUCAUGUUUGGGAAGCGUAGUGAUGGAGAGGGUUUGGGAAGUGGAGCAGGAGGGGAGGUCAGCACCGUUAGAGAGAUUAUCUCCAUCGACAAGCUGCUGAGGGUCAUCCCUGGACAUUUGUACAAGAAGCGGUACAAUGAUGGAGAGAUCAUAUUGGAGAAGAGGAAUGGGGAGGCUGGACAGGAUAUGUACGUGAUGAAGAUGAGAGCCGUGCAGCCGGACGACAGCGGCUCGUAUUUCUGCGAAGCCUCGCAGUGGAUUCGGGACCCUGAUCGAUCGUGGCAGAAGAUAGCACAGAGGACGCUGGAUAUUGGCAACUUGACCGUUCAGCAACUAGCGGAGUCUCUGAGUAUAACAUCCUCACCCAGAGGGGGGGUGACCCUGCAAGUUGGUUCCCCUCUUAUCCUGACCUGUGAGGUGUUGGGGCUGCCGCCUGAAGUAAACUCGGGCCUGCUGGUUCAGUGGAUGAAGAGGGGAUCAGUAAGCAGCGAUGUAACUGGGACCGGGGGAGUCGAGGUGGAGGUGGUCCGGAUGAGCCCAGACGGUGUUGUGAGUUGGGGGGACGACCUCAGCCGAGCAAGCUGGGGCUCUCUGGAAAAAGUGGCUGAGCGGAGGUACUCUCUGAAGCUGUUCGCAGCCAGGCCCUUAGACUCAGGGGUGUAUCGGUGUGUGGUCAGUGUGUAUGCUGGAAGAGCAAACCCUGGCCCUGCUACUCCUGCAACACUCACCCAGAGGUCUGAGGGAGUCACCGUGAACCUCACGAGCAGCGAUGUGCUAGUUGCAGCUGUGGCUCAGCUCCCUCGAGGCCCCCUGUUAAAACGAGGCAGCACCAUCACCCUGAUCUGCAACGCCACCGUGACAACCACAGGUCCUGCCCAGACAGAGGUGCAGUGGCUGCGUUGGCCAAUCCCUGUUAUCAAAAAGGAACAGAGCCCAGCAUCUGAUGUUACUCUCCCAGACCCGCCUGUGGAGGAAAACCCCAAGCUGGUAGCCAGCCUCAUGUACGACGGUGUUGCAAAGAUCUACACCAACGGUAGCGAGGUUAGCGUCGACCGCCUGUCAGCUAGCAGCUACAGACUGAGGGUCCACGCAGCAACAAUGGAUGACCAGGGCAUGUAUGUGUGUCGUGCCCAGGUGUGGGGUCAAGUCCCACAUGGAGGCUGGUACAACACGGGGGUAAAAGCAGAGUCAAAGCCAGUGACUGUGUACCUUUAUGCCAGAGCUGCUGAUCUCCUCCUCAUCCCUUUGGUUAUUGGAGUCUCCUCUGCCUUGUUUGUGGGCAUCGUCAUCAUUGCAACGGUAACGUGUUGCUUCAUGAAGCGACUGGCAAGGCAGCGCACCCCAAAAUAAGUGUCCACUGCCGCCGCCUGUCUGAAGUCUGAAUGUCCGCAAAGAGGUGAUGCACAGAACAUAAUGGAUGAAAAAAUGAAAAUUACUGCCAACCUGUUAGCUGAUUUUCUGUGUUUUGACCUACCGGUUUAACAAUCAAUGCCAAAAAAUUCUGUUUUAUAUUCUCUCGUAUUUUUAUAUCUGAACUUUCUCUGAAAACACAAAUGUUAGUGAUUGCUGUAUCACGCACCAGUAGGCGUAAUAAUCUAGAUUUUUGACUCUCCAAUCCAACGACCUAGUGGGCAAAGACUUACACAUUGGAUCUGUUUCCACCUUAACAGUAAAAGCUUAACCCACCUUUUUAAUAAUCUCGUUUUCCCAGCCUGUCAUUCUGUUUCAAAUGGAAAAGGGUAAA